Messenger RNA from Castor canadensis (American beaver), 2627 nucleotides. RefSeq names its product threonine synthase like 1 (gene Thnsl1). The record is from RefSeq and is a predicted model, not a curated record. Gene Ontology annotation, cellular component: cytoplasm. Lineage: Eukaryota; Metazoa; Chordata; Mammalia; Rodentia; Castoridae.
AGGCGGGGCAGGGGGUGAUACUCGGAAGGUGGGCUCAGCCUUCGAGGUGGCAUUGGUGGCUUUGGACGCUUCUUCCUAUUCUUUCCUUUCCCCAGUCUUCUCAGUGUGAUUUUCUUGGUUCUACUUUUUGCAAAGAUCGACUUUGCCUCAGAAUCAACAUCUUCAUCUAAGAUUAGUUCCUGUGUAUCCUGUGUUUGCAAAUCAGUGGAGUUAAGCACACUACAUACAAGCUGAGAAGUCAAAUAAGGAAAUGAAUUCCUUCCCUUGACAGUUCUAAGUUUAAUUGCAAAAGCCAGUUCUUAGGUUGGCUUGGGCAGAAAAGUGAAACGAGAAUGCUCCACUUAAACAGAUAUCAACACCUGAAACAGAUAACAGUAAAAUGUUUUUCUAGUAUUCAUGUUAAAACGGAUAAACAUGCACAGCUGUUUUUUUCAAGAAUCUUUGCACUUGCAGAAUUAAGGAAGUCAUGGCAUUCAACAUACUCUCUUAUUGGAGACAAAAAUAUUAUCCUGAUGGGCCCUCCUGGCGCUGGGAAAACAACCAUAGGCAGAAUAAUAGGUCAGAAACUAGGUUGUUGUGUCAUAGAUGUGGAUGAUGAUAUACUGGAAAAAACCUGGAAUAUGAGUGUGUCUGAAAAAUUGCAGGAUGUUGGUAAUGAGCAGUUUUUAGAAGAGGAAGGAAAAGCUGUGUUAAACUUGUCUGCAUCUGGAAGUGUGAUUUCCCUUACUGGGUCCAAUCCCAUGCAUGAUGCUAGCAUGUGGCAUCUGAAGAAAAAUGGAAUCAUUAUAUACCUCGAUGUACCUCUUACAGAUAUAAUUAGUCGUCUACAAUCCAUGAAGAUAGAUAGGAUUGUAGGUCAGAAUUUUGGAACACCUAUGAAAGACUUGCUUAAAUUUAGAAGACAGUAUUAUAAGAAAUGGUAUGAUGCCCGAGUGUUUUGCGAAAGUGGGACUUCCCCGGAGAAGAUAGCUGACAAAGUGUUGGAUGCAGUCAAAAGAUACCAAGAUGUGGAUUCCGAAACAUUCAUUUCAACAAGGCAUGUUUACCCUAAGGAGUGUGAACAGAAAGUUUCAACAAAAUUCUUCAGCGAAGCUGUGAUUGAGGGGUUGGCUUCAGAUGGGGGACUCUUUGUUCCUGAAAAGGAGUUCCCAAAAUUCAACUGUGGAGAGUGGAAAAGCCUAGUAGGAGCAACCUACAUAGAAAAAGCACAAAUACUUUUGGAAAGGUGUAUACAUCCUGCAGACAUACCUGCUGCCAGGCUGGGAGAAAUGAUUGAAACCGCUUAUGGGGAGAACUUUGCCUGCUCAAAAAUUGCCCCUGUCAGGCACCUUUCAGGUAACCAGUUCAUCCUGGAGUUGUUCCAUGGACCAACAGGAUCAUUUAAAGAUUUGUCUUUACAGCUUAUGCCUCAUAUUUUUGCACACUGUAUCCCACCAAACUGCAAUUAUAUGAUACUUGUAGCUACUUCUGGAGACACAGGGAGUGCAGUCUUAAAUGGUUUUAGUCGUCUCAAUAAGAAUGACAAACAAAGAAUAGGUGUGGUCACAUUUUUUCCUGAGAAUGGAGUUAGUGAUUUUCAAAAAGCACAAAUAGUUGGUAGUCAGAGAGAAAAUGGAUGGGUAGUGGGUGUUGAGUCAGAUUUUGAUUUUUGCCAGACAGCUGUAAAAAGAAUUUUUAAAGAUUCUGAUUUUACUGGCUUUCUCACUGUGGAAUAUGGAACAAUCUUAAGUUCAGCUAAUUCCAUAAACUGGGGCCGAUUGCUUCCCCAGGUAGUUUAUCAUGCUUCCGCAUAUCUUGAUCUUGUUAGCCAAGGAUUUAUUUCUUUUGGAAGCCCAGUAGAUGUUUGUAUUCCCACAGGAAACUUUGGUAACAUAUUAGCAGCAGUAUAUGCCAAAAUGAUGGGGAUCCCUAUUCGAAAAUUUAUCUGUGCCUCUAAUCAGAACCAUGUUUUGACUGAUUUUAUAAAAACAGGACAUUAUGAUCUAAGGGAAAGGAAAUUAGCACAAACCUUUUCGCCAUCAAUAGAUAUUCUCAAACCUUCAAACCUGGAGCGGCACUUAUACUUGGUGGCUAAUAAAGAUGGACAAUUAAUGACAAAAUUAUUUAAUCAGUUAGAAAAUCAGCAUCACUUCCAAAUAGAAAAGAUUCUAGUUGAGAAACUUCAGCAGGAUUUUGUAGCUGACUGGUGCUCUGAGGAAGAGUGCCUAGAAGCUAUUAGAUCCACCUACAAUACUUCAGGGUAUAUUUUGGAUCCACACACUGCUGUUGCAAAAGUGGUUGCAGACAGAAUGCAAGACAAAACUUGCCCUGUGAUUAUUUCAUAUACAGCUCAUUACUCAAAGUUUGCACCUGCUGUCAUGCAGGCUUUAAAGAUUGAAGAAAUCAACCAAACUUCAUCAAGUCAGCUUUAUUUACUGGGUUCAUACAAUGCAUUACCUCCACCACAUGGGGCUUUAUUAGAGAGAAUGAAACAGCAAGAGAAGAUGGAGUACCAGGUUUGUGCAGCUGACUUGAAUGUCCUGAAGAGUCAUGUGGAAAAACGAAUCCAAAAUCAAUUCAUAGUAAAGUUUUCUGAGUAGAAUAUUUUUCCUGGUGAUAUGCAUGCAAUAAUACCGAAAGUUGAUUUG